This is a messenger RNA of Anastrepha obliqua, 579 nucleotides long. RefSeq lists its product as uncharacterized. The record is from RefSeq and is a predicted model, not a curated record. NCBI's taxonomy places the organism in Eukaryota, Metazoa, Arthropoda, Insecta, Diptera, Tephritidae. The coding region runs from base 1 to 579 and encodes 192 amino acids. The transcript has 3 exons.
AUGAUAUUUUCCAGCCUGAGUAACAAAAAUGUAACCGUCACGGGUCAGCGCACUAAAUUGCCGUCAACUACUAAAAAUACUGCAGAUACGUUUUCACGCAACUAUCGCAUCGUAGCCACCAGUGUCAAGUGCAGUCACAAAAUACCCCAUAUCAUCGAAUUUUUUCAUUGUUACACCACUUCGCGGAAUAAUCGCACAUACACUUCCGGAUCGCUGUUACUUCGGCAACCCGUAAGCCGCUUGCCAGCAAAUUUGGUACUGGAUCUUUAUCGGCCGAAUGGAAAUCGCAUGAAUAUAUUCAAUGUAACCAUCGAUUGCUGCUCAGUUCUGGCGUCUAGAAAGCAUGGUCUGAAGUUGUUUGAUAACUUGUUGAAAAUUAUGUACGACACAGUUAAUGUGGUACCGACGUGUCCGUUAAAGGCACAUUUCAAUUAUACCAUCACGGAUUUUGAUGUCGAUGAAGCAAUUCUGCCUGCUUAUAUACCUAAAUCGAAUUUUCGCGCUGGCAUGUAUCUUCACACGAAGGGGUUUCAAAGCACUUCUGUUCUAGCGGAGGGAAGAAUUGUAAACGCCAAUUAA